Messenger RNA from Paramecium octaurelia, 406 nucleotides. Lineage: Eukaryota; Ciliophora; Oligohymenophorea; Peniculida; Parameciidae. The record is from the annotation of a GenBank genome assembly.
GAUUAUCGUCGUUUUUUUGUUGAACUUUUCAAAUGCCUUAUGGAUUCGUAUUAUGCGAGCAGUCAUAAACCUUAUUAUUAUGAUCUCUACUUAGUACGCAAUUUAACAAUGAGCAAUACCACCAACAACAAUGCCAGGAUUAUUAAACACCACAAAUAGAAUAAGUCGAAAUAUUUGCUACAUUGCACUUAUGUUCCACAUGAAUGGUAUUCUUCUUGGAUUAAACAACAAUUAUCGCAAUUCAAUUUGAUGCAAUGAUUCUACUUAACUGAUGAUGUACAUCUGAGUAUAUGGAACACUCGCUUUGAUAUUUAGAGCAUUGAUUCAGGUUGUUGCAACAAAGACUCUUACACAAAGAGGCAUCUUCAGGAGACGAGCAUUACAUAAUAAAUUAAUUAAAAUCCUA